Aspergillus saccharolyticus JOP 1030-1 is the source of this 228-nucleotide messenger RNA. Its product is annotated as CDC26 family anaphase-promoting complex subunit. Gene Ontology annotation, cellular component: anaphase-promoting complex. The coding region runs from base 1 to 228 and encodes 75 amino acids. The transcript has a single exon. Lineage: Eukaryota; Fungi; Ascomycota; Eurotiomycetes; Eurotiales; Aspergillaceae. Gene Ontology annotation, biological process: anaphase-promoting complex-dependent catabolic process. The record is from RefSeq and is a predicted model, not a curated record.
AUGCUUCGCCGUAAGCCAACCGCAAUAGCCGUGACCUCAGAAGACCUGGCUGCAUUCGAACAAGCGCGACUUUGCAAGCUGACUCAACGCAAUGGAAAUGAGCCUCAUGCUACCGAGAAUUAUCCCGUCAACUUCGACCCAAGUGAUGAGUUGAAACCUCUGCCUGGGGAUAAGGCGAAAAUUAUUCGUUCUCGAGAGGAACGUAUAGGUGUUUCACGUCAUCAUUAA